AUGAUUCCAAAAUAUUCAAGGCUUGUGUGCUUUGUGGGUCUGUUCAUUCGGCACAUUCAAUCUCAGGACUGUACCUUACUGAAUGUGCACGUAAGUACAGUCACCAAGGAGAAUGUGAGACUUCUGAGCAGUAUGAGCAAUCCAUUUCCUCUGAGAUGUCUAAGAGACAUCAAAGCUUUUGGAUUGCCCCAAAAUAUCGUCUCGUACUCUCAGCCUGUGGAAAGAGACAUCAAGGAAGUCUUCUAUGAUAUUACCAUACAGGCCUUACAUAUCUUCAGCCGACACACCUCCAACUUUGCUGGGAAAGAGGAAUACCUGACACAAAUCAAAAUUCAGGUCAUCCAAAAGAGCAAAUUAGCAUUGAGAGGAUAUUUCAAAAGAAUAGAAAAUUACCUAAAGGAUAAGAAAUAUAGUUACUGUGCCUGGAAGAUUGUGCAAGCGGAAAUCAAAAGAUGUUUUGUCUACUUUCUGGAAUUCACAAAACUCCUCGGAGGAAAUAAGGUAUACUUUUAG
Molecule: messenger RNA, 513 nt
Organism: Fukomys damarensis (Damara mole-rat)
Lineage: Eukaryota; Metazoa; Chordata; Mammalia; Rodentia; Bathyergidae
Gene: Ifnk
Product: interferon kappa
Exons: 2
Coding region: 1-513 (170 amino acids)
Biological process (GO): B cell proliferation; humoral immune response; cytokine-mediated signaling pathway
Cellular component (GO): extracellular region
Molecular function (GO): cytokine activity; type I interferon receptor binding
Source: RefSeq, a predicted model, not a curated record